UCUGUAGAGGGGCGUUCCCUACUCAACGCCAGUGUCCCAGAAUCGGCCAAUACGGAACGAUAAGGGCUCGUCACGACACGAGCGCCAGGGGUCGUCACGACACGAAUUUGCCUGACCUCGUAAGUCUAGAGGUUGGCACCGACACCAAGGUCGGCGGCGGCCUCCACAGAGGGAAGCUGACCCCGACUUCUGGGAUGGUGGCAAUACUCGGGCUUCCCAGGGUCUGUGGGCUUCUCAAGCUGAAGAAUCAAACUUUGCAUACACCUCGAGUGUCGGAUGUCCGUGCGGCGUUCUUGGGUCGGGCGGUGGACCCCCAUUCCUUGGCGCGCCCGCGCUCCAGAGAUGGGGUUCCCUCCAUGCUCAGCCAGGAGGAAGGUCGAGCCUCGCCACCAGCUGCCCGCAACGGACAGACUUUCCCCUCGCCGGGCACGGUGCCGCAGGUUUGUUUUCGCGUGGCGUGCCGUCUUGUGUUCAGCCUGAGCGCGGGCUUCGAUGCUUCGUGCACACCGCGCAAGCAGACGGCACGAUUCCGAUGCAUCCACGUGUUCAUGUGUUUCUUUUGGGCAUGGAUUAGUGGUCAUGUGUGUGCGCGCAUGUCUUGUUGUCUUUCCUAUGCGCGUUCCUGAAUGUAGCUCCAACUCGAAGCCGAGGGUCGAGGCAAGCCGUGCCCUGCGGGCUGGACAGAAGGCGGAUCGGUGCAGUCAGUCUGCAAGGCCCCCCCGGAGUUCGUGAUGUCGACGGAGUGCGGCAACUACCUCGGGCACAAAGACGUGAUCUCCGGAAACUUGUCCGCCGAGAAGAAGCAAGAGCUCGAGAUGCAGUGCCACGUGAGCUGGCCGUGUGUUGACGACGACUACCUGGGGGACGGCGGCUACAAGCCCAACUACGACGAGCCAUGCCCCAACUCGUGGAGCUUCCAGCAGGACGGCAGUUGCGCGGCGUCUGGCAUCUACGAGGGGCCGUGCGUGUCCCAGAAGAGCUUCCUGCAUUUCACGCCCUCCAUGAAGGAGGGGCCGCCUGGGCGGCCAACUGCAAGGUGUCGUGGCCGCUGGAGCAGGUUCAGCUCCCCGACCCGGAGCAGUCCCCCCACUGGAGGGGCCGGGCCUCCUCCCCGAUCCUCGGUGUGGGCCCACUGCGAGCGGGCGUACCACAACGCCUGCCCGGUGGGCUUCCACGAGGACGACGGCCAGGGCGUGUGCCACGCGCCACCGAACUACCCGGGGCUGGAGAUAUCUGGCUGCGCCCAGUUCGACCCGCACCGCUGGACACCGGAGAUGAAGCAGUCCUUCGAGAAGGCGACCAAGGGCGAGAACGACGAGGAGAACAUGGCCAGGCACCUGUGCUGGAUGACUGCCGUGACGAGGUCUGCCAGGUGGCCUGGCCCUGCAGCGGGGAGGCGGCCAUCUUCAAGGCUGGCAUGGGCCCGCUGCUGACCGGCCUCGCCUUCCUGGGCCGCCGACGGAGGCCCGCGGCGUGUGGAGGCCAUGCCUUCCUGUGACUCGCCGC
This is a messenger RNA of Prorocentrum cordatum, 1506 nucleotides long. NCBI's taxonomy places the organism in Eukaryota, Dinophyceae, Prorocentrales, Prorocentraceae. The record is from the annotation of a GenBank genome assembly.